AUGCCACAAGUCUCGAAUCCCAUACAGCCUUCUGAUGAUACUAUCAGGAUAUUGAUAACAACAGACAACCAUGUUGGAUACAAUGAGAAUGACCCAAUCACUGGAAAUGAUUCAUGGCAAUCCUUUGAUGAAGUGUUGAAAAUAGCCAAAGAUCAGGAUGUGGAUAUGAUUCUUCAGUCUGGAGAUUUGUUUCAUGUCAACAAGCCCUCAAAGAAGUCUUUAUAUCAUGUAAUGAGGUCGAUCAGAAUGAACUGUUUUGGGGACAAGCCCUGCGAAUUGGAAUUACUCAGUGACCCAAGUCUAUCUCUAGACGAUGGAAUCAACAUGGUGAAUUAUGAAGAUCCAAACCUCAAUAUAUCAAUUCCAAUUUUUUCGAUUAGUGGGAAUCAUGAUGAUAUUAGUGGCGAUGGUCUUUUGGCUCCAAUGGAUGUUUUAUCGGUUUGUGGGUUUGUAAACCACUUUGGCAAGGUUUUACAAAGUGAUAGAAUUAAUAUUCGUCCUUUGUUAUUCCAAAAAGGCCUAACUAAAUUGAGCUUGUUUGGCAUGGCAAGUGUUAGAGAUGAAAGAUUGUUUAAAACAUUUCGAGAUGGGGGAGUUAAAUUUUUAACACCAACAAUAAGAUCAAAUGAAUGGUUUAAUCUCAUGUGUGUGCACCAAAAUCAUUUUGCUCAUGUUAAUACAGCAUACCUACCAGAGGAGUUUUUACCAAAGUUUUUAGAUUUGGUAAUUUGGGGCCAUGAACAUGAAUGCAUUCCAUACACUGUUACAAAUAGCCAAACUGGAUUUAAUACUUUGCAGCCUGGUUCUUCUAUUGCCACAUCGUUAUGCGAAGGUGAGGCAGUAGAAAAAAAAGUUUUUGUUUUAUCAAUAAAUCAGUUGGAUUAUAGUAUCGAACCUAUAAAACUUGAAACAAUUAGACCAUUUAUAAUGGCCGAAAUAUCUUUAAAAAACUCUGGAAUUAUUCCUGGGCCAACAACCAAAUCAGAGAUUACGCGAUAUUUAAUUAAUGAAACUGAGAGUUUAAUUGAAAAGGCAAAAGAGCAGUGGGUGACGCAAAAUGCAGAAAUAUUUGAAGAUAAUGAGGAAGAGGAAGAGGAAGAGGAAAAGGAAGAGGAAAAGGAAGAGGAAAGAAAAAAGAGGAUAGAUUCAAAAUUCCCUUUACCUUUAAUCAGAUUAAGAGUUGAUUAUAGUGGAGGUUAUGAAGUAGAAAAUCCUAGAAGAUUUAGUAAUAGAUUUGUUGGGCGUAUUGCAAAUGUCAAUAAUGUUGUUCAGUUUUAUAGAAAAAAAAGUUUUGCAAGCAAUAGAAGGGGCACAUCGAAAAGAGGAGAUGAUAGUGAUGAUGAGAAUAGAAAUGAUGUCAACAUCAAAUUGGAAGUUCAAAACUUGGUGAAUAGUUUUUUGAAGGAUUCUGAAUUAUCUUUAUUAUCUGAAGAUGGAAUCAAUGAGGCAGUUAAAAGAUUUGUUGACAAAGAAGAUAAACAAGCGUUGAAGGAAUUUAUUGAUACUGAAUUGAAAAACGAUUUUAAAUUAUUGAUGAAGGCUGAAGUCACAGAA
This is a messenger RNA of Ascoidea rubescens DSM 1968, 1554 nucleotides long. RefSeq names its product MRX complex nuclease subunit (gene MRE11). Gene Ontology annotation, biological process: telomere maintenance; mitochondrial double-strand break repair via homologous recombination; mitotic G2 DNA damage checkpoint signaling. Gene Ontology annotation, molecular function: DNA endonuclease activity; 3'-5'-DNA exonuclease activity; manganese ion binding. The transcript has a single exon. The record is from RefSeq and is a predicted model, not a curated record. The annotation marks the transcript as partial. Lineage: Eukaryota; Fungi; Ascomycota; Saccharomycetes; Ascoideales; Ascoideaceae. Gene Ontology annotation, cellular component: Mre11 complex; nucleus.